Sarcophilus harrisii (Tasmanian devil) is the source of this 2133-nucleotide messenger RNA. RefSeq names its product CDK5 regulatory subunit associated protein 1 (gene CDK5RAP1). The record is from RefSeq and is a predicted model, not a curated record. The transcript has 14 exons. The coding region runs from base 16 to 1977 and encodes 653 amino acids. Lineage: Eukaryota; Metazoa; Chordata; Mammalia; Dasyuromorphia; Dasyuridae. Gene Ontology annotation, molecular function: 4 iron, 4 sulfur cluster binding; tRNA-2-methylthio-N(6)-dimethylallyladenosine(37) synthase activity. Gene Ontology annotation, biological process: tRNA modification; negative regulation of cyclin-dependent protein serine/threonine kinase activity. Gene Ontology annotation, cellular component: cytosol; mitochondrion.
CCCACGCGAUCUUGAAUGUUCCAGACGUUCUUCCCCCCGGUUUUAGAUGUGACCGCUAAACCUUGGGAGCGGGCGGAGACUUCCGGGGCACUAGCGGGCAGUCCUACCUGUGGGGCCGGGGGGAGGGGGGAGGCGGCUGCCCGAGCCGCGCCCGGAAGUGACUCCCGCACCGGGUUUGGAUCUCUUCCUCUCAACAUGCAACCUUUAAAAUACGCCUUGAAAACCAGUCAGACUCUGAGGCAGAGUCCGUUGUCCUUGGUAAUUUGGCAGAUCUUCAGGACUUACAGAACAACAAGUAAUUUCAAGACAAAAGUAUAUCCAGAGUUAGAAAAACAGCAAGAUAAUGGAGUCCAGAGGGAUUUCAGCUCCAGACUGGCUACAGGACCAACAUUUCAGCACUUUUUAAGAAAUGCCUUAACACCUCAAGAGGAAUCAGAAAAAUCUGAUUCCUCUGCAGCAGUAGAGGAUCUGCCUCCUUACCUUUCUACAGAAGCCCUUGUAGGAAAGAGGAGAAAAGUCUAUCUGGAGACAUAUGGCUGCCAAAUGAAUGUUAAUGAUGCAGAGAUUGCUUGGUCCAUUCUGGAGAAGAAUGGCUACUUAAGAACUAACAGCCUUCAUGAGGCUGAUGUGAUUCUUCUUGUCACAUGUUCAAUCAGGGAGAAGGCUGAACAGGCUAUCUGGCAUCGAUUAAAACGACUUAAAUCUGUAAAGGCUAGACGUCUCAAAUCACAGGUUCCUCUUCGAAUUGGGAUUCUAGGAUGUAUGGCUGAAAGGUUGAAGGAAGAGAUCUUGCAGAGGGAACAACUGGUGGACAUUAUAGCUGGGCCAGACUCUUACCGGGAUCUUCCUCGACUGCUCACUUUAGCUGACUCUGGCCAGCGAUCUGCUAACGUUCUGCUUUCACUGGAAGAGACCUAUGCAGACAUCAUGCCCGUUCAGACAAGUCCAAACGCCACAUCAGCAUUUGUGUCAAUUAUGCGAGGUUGUGACAACAUGUGUAGUUAUUGCAUCGUUCCUUUCACACGGGGUCGUGAAAGGAGCCGGCCAGUUGCCUCCAUUCUGGAGGAAGUGAAGAAACUCUCUGAGCAGGGUCUGAAAGAAGUGACACUCCUUGGUCAGAAUGUCAACAGCUACCGAGACAACUCUGAAAUCCAAUUCAAUAAUGCAGCACCUACUAAUCUGAGUCGAGGAUUUAGUGCAAAUUAUAAGAUGAAGAAAGGAGGUCUUCGAUUUGCUGAUCUUCUGGAUCAGGUCUCCAGAAUUGAUCCUGAAAUGAGGAUUCGCUUCACUUCUCCCCACCCCAAGGAUUUUCCAGAUGAGGUUCUACAUUUGAUCCAGGAGCGGAAUAAUAUUUGUAAACAGAUCCAUUUGCCAGCUCAGAGUGGAAGCAGCCGGGUCUUGGAAAUCAUGAGAAGAGGAUAUACAAGGGAAGCUUAUUUGGAUUUGAUUCAUCAUAUCAGAGAAACUAUUCCAGGAGUAAGCCUCAGCAGUGAUUUUAUUGCUGGAUUCUGUGGAGAAACGGAAGAAGAUCACCUCCAAACUCUGUCCUUGCUUCGGGAAGUCCGCUACAAUGUAGGUUUCCUUUUUGCCUACAGUAUGAGACAGAAGACACGAGCAUAUCACAGGCUUCAAGAUGAUGUUCCAGAGGAGGUGAAACAGAGGAGGCUUGCAGAGCUGAUCACUGCCUUCCGAGAAGGAGCUGCAGAAGCCAACAUGGCUGUGGUUGGCCACACUCAGCUUAUCCUCGUGGAAGGGCCCAGUAAGCGCUCUACCACUGAGUUAUGUGGAAGGAAUGAUGGAAACAUUAAAGUGAUCUUUCCUGACAUCGAGAUGGAAGAUUGCAUUAACUCUGGAAGCUUAACCCGAGCCCAGCCAGGAGAUUAUGUAUUAGUGAAGAUCACCUCUUCUAACUCCCAGAGCCUGAAAGGAGUUGCUCUCUGCCGAACAUCUCUACAAGAGUUCUCAGCACGUUGUUGACCUGAAUUGACAUCCCCAAAGUUCUUCUGGAUGCCCUGUUAGUGAUGUUGUGAGAAGAUUGUGGCUACAGAUUGUACUACAUACAAAUCUGGGGUCACUUCCAACUCUGAAAUUCUGUGAUAAUAGGUUUUGUCAAAGAGAAAUUGAGAAGUGACU